AUGGCAAGAAUUGACGGAUAUCACAUGAUGAUUGUAUCAAAAUAUUUUAAUUCAUUUGAAGACUUUGUUAAAGUCGAAAUGUUAAACAAAAAGUAUUUUAAAAACACUGAAAAGUUCCACUCGAACCCAAUUUCACUAACAAAUAAAAAUUUAAAAUAUUUUCCAAACGUUGAAACUUUAAAUCUUUAUAAUGAGACAGACGACGACUUUGGAUAUGAAGUUUUGACUUCUAACACAACAUAUCCUCAAAAUAUCAAAAAACUGUUUUUCAAAGUGAAUGUUUGGUACGAAGUUUCUUAUAAGAAGUAUACCGAGUCUUCAGAGGUGUUUCUCGACAAAGUUUCUUUCAAGAACUUAGUGCUUGUUAAUUUUAAUGAUUUGAACAGUGAAGUUAUUAGCCCAAAUAUUCGAGUGAUUGGAGAAAGGUGUUUUAAAAAUGCGCCAAUAACAGACGUAGUUAUACCACCAACAGUUAUUAAAAUCAAAGAUAAUGCUUUUGAGAAUUCAACAAGAUUACGUCACAUCUCAUUCCCACAGACUGUAUGGAAUAUACCACAAUCAAUGUGUUAUAAUUGCAACUUACACUUAUUGACGUUGCCAUUUGGGGUGACUAAAAUAUCGUCUUUUGCGUUUAUGAAUAACAAUAUUAGAAUAAUCACAUUGCCAGAAAGCCUCGAGAUUAUUGAAGAUAUGGCAUUUGCAAAUAAUGAAAUAUUAAGAGAUAUUACAAUACCAAAAAGUGUGAAAGUGUUGAAAGAAAAUGCGUUUUAUAAAUGCAAAGAACUCAUUAAAAUUAAAGUGUUCAGUAUAGAUAUCAUUGAGAACAAUUAUGGCAUUCUCGACAUAAUAAAAAAAGAAAUUUAUCAAUAA
This is a messenger RNA of Entamoeba invadens IP1, 870 nucleotides long. RefSeq lists its product as hypothetical. The record is from RefSeq and is a predicted model, not a curated record. The transcript has a single exon. NCBI's taxonomy places the organism in Eukaryota, Evosea, Mastigamoebida, Endamoebidae. Bases 1 to 870 code for a protein of 289 amino acids.